AUGCCUGACAAAGACGCUGGAACACCUCGAGUCUUUCUGAUUAGACAUGGCGAGACAGAAUGGUCGAUGACAGGCCGCCAUACUGGACGAACAGACAUCCCCUUGACAGCGAAUGGAGAAAAUCAGGUUCUGGCGUCAGGACAGCUUCUCGUCGGCUCCGGCAAAAUCAUUGACCCGGCUAGACUUGUGCGUGUCUUUGUUAGUCCCCGAAUUCGGGCACAAAAGACUUAUGACCUUUUGUUUGAAAACUCGCAUCACUCAAGUAUGAAAGGGAAGGUGGAAACAUCGGAAAAUAUUCGCGAAUGGGAAUACGGGGCCUACGAAGGGCUUCUAACGGCCCAGAUUAGAGCGUCGCGUAAAGAGCGGAAGCUAGAUGUUACCCAGCCCUGGAACAUUUGGCUUGAUGGCUGCGAGGACGGCGAAUCACCAGCAGAGGUUCGUGAUCGACUUGAUGAGUUAAACACCCGAAUCAGAGAUCUUCAUCAACCUAAUAUGCUAGGAGAGCAGCCUGCAGAUGUAGUCAUAAUUGCACACGGGCAUAUUCUGAGGGCGUUCGCAAAGCGUUGGAUCGGAUACGAACUCGGAAUAAGCCUACCCCUGAUGCUCGAGCCUGGUGCGAUUGGUGUCUUGUCGUAUGAACAUCAUAGGAUAGACGAGCCUGCCCUGCUUCUCGGUAUAAAUAUGGGCGAGUUCAAGUAG
Blumeria graminis f. sp. triticale is the source of this 699-nucleotide messenger RNA. NCBI's taxonomy places the organism in Eukaryota, Fungi, Ascomycota, Leotiomycetes, Helotiales, Erysiphaceae. The record is from the annotation of a GenBank genome assembly.